Sciurus carolinensis (gray squirrel) is the source of this 822-nucleotide messenger RNA. RefSeq lists its product as uncharacterized. The transcript is spliced from 5 exons. Lineage: Eukaryota; Metazoa; Chordata; Mammalia; Rodentia; Sciuridae. The coding region runs from base 1 to 771 and encodes 256 amino acids. The record is from RefSeq and is a predicted model, not a curated record.
AUGCCCGUCAGGGCAAAAUUUGGACCGGCUCCUGGCUUCCUCGGGCGACAGCGGGCAUGGCGGUCUGGUGAGCCUGGGCCGGCACAGAACGUGCCGGGGCCUGGGGAUACCGCAUCGACCUCCACCCGCGGUGUGCACACACGCGCACGCCCCCGCCGGCUGCAGGACGCCCAGGGCCCACCAUCCAUCCCCGCAGCCUCCUUCACGGUCCCACCAAGCAGCAACUCACGGAAGGCGGUGGCCACUGUCACGAGGUUGCACGGAGUUGCCUUCCCACACGCAUUUCGCGUCCAUGGAGGCCGCCAGGUACCUCGACCGCACACCAAACGCCGGACCGUCGGACCAGAACUCACCUCUCCCACGAGUGGCCUCCUACCGGCCCACGGCUGCCGUGGGGCGCAGGAAGGACUCCAAAUGACUCCCAGUGGCCCUGUGCUCACCGCUCUCGAAUGCCCGGUCCUGCCGUCCAUCCGGUUCCUCCAUCCCGCCACGACGGCCCGCCACACCGAACGCACAGGCGCCUGGCCGAUUGUCACCUCUGCAACGACACAAGCGCCUGGUACUGGCCGCAGACCCUCCGUUCUCAGUCGUCUCCUUUUUCGGUGUCGCGGACUUUGCCCGAACACCGCCGGUGAGAACGGCAAGCCCACGUGUGCCGUCAGGGGCGGAUUUCCGGCAGCGGUCCGGUGGUCGAGAGAAGUGGGGUCAGUGGCAGGUUGCUGCCAAAGCCUGGGCGUCCGCUUGGAAGCCGAGAGAAGUUCCAGCCGCUAGAAGACUGACUGGACUGUCUGAACUCUCUGCUCCGUGGCUUUGGGCGGAGGC